Syngnathus acus (greater pipefish) is the source of this 1569-nucleotide messenger RNA. Its product is annotated as flavin reductase (NADPH)-like. The coding region runs from base 436 to 1146 and encodes 236 amino acids. Lineage: Eukaryota; Metazoa; Chordata; Actinopteri; Syngnathiformes; Syngnathidae. The record is from RefSeq and is a predicted model, not a curated record. The transcript is spliced from 5 exons.
UUGUCUUCCGAAUUUAAGUAUGUUCAAAUGUUAAUUGCCUGAGCAGUCAAUACAAGUCAGUGGAAUAGCAAAUUGAGGAUUGAUUCAACGUCCUCUCACUUAGUCCAAGUGACCCCAAUGCACUGAAUUUGUUCAGUUUUAAUCUGAAGAUCAUUACAUUCAAAUCACAUGAUCGCUAUGGAAAUUACAACCGUUUGUAUUCUGUAACUCUUGCUUCUUUCAUUCAAUCAAUCCACUCUAGAGGUGUUUAGUCAUGAGACUAAGUUUUUUUGACAUCCUCAUCUGCAGAAAUAAUCAAUUGGAGAAGAAAUGUGCCAUUCAGCGCCUUAGGCCCAGUCACCCGCUUUGAAACAAGCAAGCGUCUCUAUUCUCCUGCACCCGUUUGGUGUCGCCCUCUGUUGGCCAGGGAGAAUGUCUUUUUUACGACAUUAACACAUGAUGAGCGUUUUACACCACCAAAACCAAAUGCCGUCACGCGGUGUCAGCAUGAAGAUCGCCGUGCUGGGAGCCACCGGGCAGACGGGCCAGUUUGUGGUGAGACAGGCGCUCCAGCAGGGCCACGCCGUCACCGCCGUCGUGCGGAACCUGGACAAGCUCACCGUGCGUCAUGACAACCUCAAGGUAGUGGAGGCUGAUGUUUUCUCAGCAGACAGCCUCAAGUCUCAUUUUGAGGGCUCAGAUGCGGUGGUCUCCUGCUUGGGCUUCCCGACUUCCUUCUUCUCCAACGUGACGGGCUACACCGAGUCCAUGAGCGCUGUGAUCACAGCCAUGCGGGAGGCACGCGUCAACACCAUCAUCACCAUGACGUCUUGGUACACAGACCCUAACUCUGGCACUCAGUCACCGUACCUGAUCCGUUUCCUGUUGCUGCCCCUGAUCCGCAGUGUGCUCAGCAACAUGUGGGAGAUGGAGCAAUACCUCCGGCAGGUAGAUGACGUCAACUGGACCGUGGUGCGCCCGCCCGGUCUCAAGAACUUGCCUUCCUCAGCCUUGGAGAUCUUGACGCACGAGGGCUACUUUGUGCCCGAUAAGAGCGGGUGGCCAGUGGGAAGCGCCAUGGGACGCGGCGACGUGGCUCGCUUCAUGCUAUCGCUUCUCACCAGCAACGCUUGGGUGAAGAAGGGAGUGGCCAUCAUCACCAAAUGAGAAACAGCCUCUAACUCGACCUUGUUGUUUAUUUUGGCCAUCAUGUAUGAAGUACCACUCCAGUUGAAUUAAAUAUUACGCAAAAAUCUGCUUACAUGCAAUAAUCAUUUUAGUCACAAGGUGGCAGCAUAGAAUAUAUCCCGCUCAUACCAAAUCAAUAGCACAUUUAUUUUUGCCUUGAUGUUUAAUGGAAAAUGUGCCUUUAAUUUCUUUUUUGUACACUACUCACAAAAACCUUUUGGAUACACACGUUACUGAUUGAGACCUCUCAAAUGAGACCUCUUAAAUGUUAGACUAAGUAGUUUUCACAAAACAAGAACAAAAAUACACAAGGGUUCAGUUGCUUCAAUUCUUUGCGGAUUACUGUGACCCAUAUGACCAAGAAUCUACACAGACAUAAAAGCACAAUUUGUAGCAAGCAAA